Nerophis lumbriciformis (worm pipefish) is the source of this 1827-nucleotide messenger RNA. The record is from RefSeq and is a predicted model, not a curated record. Lineage: Eukaryota; Metazoa; Chordata; Actinopteri; Syngnathiformes; Syngnathidae.
AUGUACGAUGCAGCAAGGGUGCCAUCUCCCAAAGACGGUUCUAACGGGAUGACCAAAUCACUAGUCCCUGGGACAGGAGCAGAGAUGGGGGCAACUACUGGAGGAGGGGGUCUAACACCAACAACAGCCCUACAAGCAAAAACUGAGGAAGGACGAACAGCUGCAGAGGAAGAAGAGCCUAAUUCAGAUCCGGUCUUGGUUAAAAAGCCAAAAAGAGAGAUAUUGGACCAUGACAGGAAGAGGAGGGUAGAGCUCAAAUGUAUGGAGCUCCAAGAGAUGAUGGAAGAGCAAGGGUACACGGAAGAAGAGAUUCGGCAGAAAGUGAGCACCUUCAGACAAAUGCUGAUGGAUAAAGAGGGAGUCAUCACCAGAGAUGGCUCACAACCAGUAGUCAACAACGUGCACUAUUACCAUGAAGAUGAAGCUGAAUUGGUUGGCGACGAAGACGGAGACUACGACGCUGAUUAUCAUAGUGACAACAGAGUAAAAAGGAAAUCAAGCAGCUCCCCAUCCCCUCGUCCAAAGAAAAGAAAGAAGAAGAAGUCUGGCCGUCGAAGAAGUCGGUUUGGCAGCUCAUCACCCAAUCGCAGUGAAAAGAAGAAAAAGAGUAGCAAGAAACACAAGCGCGACAGGUCAGCUUCAGGCUCCAGCAAAAAGAGAAGGUACAGGUCAGGCAGCCCAAAGGAUAAACACAAAGACAAAACCAAACAGAAAAAGAGGUCUCCCGCUGAGACCCCCAGAAGGAGUGUGCAGCGCCAAGGCAGCUGUUGCAGCAGCCGCAGCGCCUCCGUGUCAUCCACUGGGAGCACCUCCAAAUCUCCCAGCAGACUGAACUCCAAGCACAAGAAGGAUGGAAAGAAGGCAGAGAGCACGUCGUUAUCCCCGGGCCGCAACAGUCCCUCCGUUUGGCACAACGGCGACCACACCCAGCGUCACAAUUGCCACAAAGCCGGCAGACUCAACCACACAGAGGGCGAUAAGGUGCAAGAUAAGCUGAACCUAUUGGCCACGGGCUCCUCAAGCAUCCAGUCAAAUUUGCUGAAAGAGCAUAAGCAGAAGCUCCAUAACAGCACUGAUACUGGAAGUGGAGAAAACGUGAGAGCUUGCCAGCGGGGACGGAACAAGAGCACCCACUCUCCUGCUCGAAGCAGCGACUCGGCGCACUCCCACCACAACCACGCUCACAGAGGAAGGAGCAGCCGCCAUCAGAGGAAGACAAAAAGCAGCCAUUCUUCCAAGCGUCACCACCGCUCCAGUCGAGGUCAGGCACACAACCGCAGCCCGUCGGCAUCACCGGGUCACCAUUCGCACACGUCGGGGAGAAAGAAGGAAGUGUCCCGAGGCAAACAAAACUCGAGACAUCGCAGCAGCUCCUGGAGCAGCGAACAUUCUUCGUGCACCCGCCGGGACCGAGGCCUUAGCAAGGCCAAGUCUCCUCACAACAGAGAGAAUUCCUCCAGAGAGAGGGAUAGUCCAAACCGAUGCGACAGUGAUGCCGACAGCCGAGCCCGCCGUCGCUCUCGCAGUUAUUCCCCCAUUCGCAAACGGAGGAGAGAUUCACCUAGUUUCAUGGAAGCGCGCAGAAUUACCAGCGCUCGUAAACGUCCGAUCCCUUACUACCGGCCGAGCCCGUCGUCGUCCAGCUACGACAGCAGCCCCUCACGCUCCAGCCGCAGCUUCAGCAGCUACAGCCGCAGCAGGAGCCGGAGCAGGAGCAGGAGUCCAAGUCGAAGUCGCAGCUGGAGCAGGAGUCAGAGCUGGAGUCGAAGUAGGAGCCGUUCUCGCAGUCACCACACUUACUCCAGCCGCAGCAGCUACGACAGCUGA